This is a messenger RNA of Scophthalmus maximus (turbot), 1599 nucleotides long. It is a transcript of the gene arl10, whose product is annotated as ADP-ribosylation factor-like 10. NCBI's taxonomy places the organism in Eukaryota, Metazoa, Chordata, Actinopteri, Pleuronectiformes, Scophthalmidae. The record is from RefSeq and is a predicted model, not a curated record. Bases 101 to 763 code for a protein of 220 amino acids. The transcript is spliced from 5 exons. Gene Ontology annotation, molecular function: GTPase activity; GTP binding.
CGACUCGCUCGGUCUCAUGUGAGUCCGGAGGAGGCAGGAGGACCAGCACCGACGACCCCCGACGGUCCUCUCCGGUCCUCUCCUCCUCUCCGGUCCUCACAUGGUUCUCCUCCGGCACAUCUCCAUCGCGCUGACCGCCGCGGUGGCCGCGCUCGGCUCCGCGCUCUUCAUCGCCCUCAACUACUUCUACCGGCGGCGGAUAUGGUCUCCACAGGCGGAGUACCGCACCAUCACCGAGGAGGAGGAGGAGCGCGGGAGGCGGCAGGUCCUGGUCCUCGGUCUGGACGGCGCCGGGAAGAGCAGCAUGCUGCGGGGUUUGACCCCCGGCGAGCCGGCGGCUAAGAGAGGGGGGCGCUGCCGUCCGACCCGCGGCUUCAACUUCAUGAGCCUGAACGCCCCCGCCUGUCAGCUGGACUUCCUGGAGAUUGGAGGCGGUGAGGACCUGCGCCGCUACUGGUCCGAAUACCUGCGGAGGACUCACGUCCUGGUGUACGUGCUGGACUCCGCUGACAGGGGCCGCCUCCCAUUGGCCAAGGCGGAGCUGCACCGCCUCCUGAGGGCGGAGCCUCAUCUGCCCGCGGUCAUCCUGGGAAACAAGCAGGACCAGCCCGGUGCCGCGGGCGUGUCCGAGCUCCGCGAGGCCUUGUCUCUGGGCUCGCUGAGCCCGGACAGGAAGCUGUUCCUCUUGGCCGCCCAGCUGGACUCGGACGGAGGCCCGAGGAACCUGGACGCCGUCCAGGACCUGCUGCUGCAGCUCGUCUGAUCCGGUUCGACCACUUCCUCCUGAAGAAAUGAUGAAGAGGAGGCAGUUGAUCUUUUCCUUCGUGUCCUCUUCCUCCUCCACCACUUCCUUCCUCUAAAUGUCAAACUGCUUCAUUUCACCAUUCAGAUCAAACGUCUAUGGGAACUGAAACGUGUCCCGACCUUACAGAUGCACAGUUUAAAGAUCUUGUCUGAUUGUUGUCGUGUGGGAUCAGUGAUGUCCGCAGAACAGGCAACGCUCAGGGUUGCCAGGUUGGGAGACCUGUGGGCUGAGAAGAUGCUCGACUGCUUCACGGAGGCUUUCCUGGGAUCUGAGGGAGUUCGUGAGGGGAUUUAGAAAAGGACUCGCUGACAUUUGUCUUCUCACAACUCUUCCUCAGAUUCUACACUUCAGAGGAUCUUUUAUUUGAACCCAGUUCCUCUGAGGAACUUCAGAGCUAACAACUGACUCUAGAUCAACUCUACCUGUCAGUUCGUGUCCUGUACUUCGCCUCUGUCUGGUAUUAGUUGGAUGAACGACGUAAACUAUGAAUAUGUUUUAUUAUGUCCAUUGGUCACUGGUUGUUUUUAAAGUAAGAUAUUUUUGAUCAGAUUGUAGAAGUGCAGAUGUGUCGACCGACUGAUCCUCUUGCUUGUGAAGCACAAUUCUGUGAUUUGAUGUUAAAGUUUUAUUCCUUUGGGUGUCGUCUGCAGAUUGUUCGUUGGCUGUUCUCAUAACCGACGACCUCCUUCCUGUUUCCUCGUGUGGUGUAAAGGGAACUGUCCUUUACUAUGAAUUCAUGCAUGUCUCCAUGUUUUUCUUGUUCUUUUAAAUCCGAAGCUGCAGUUUCCAUUGAA